AUGAUGAGCUCACCUUCUCAUUUGCAUCAGCCUUUGGGGUUGUCUCAAUAUCAAAAUAUGAUGAAUGAAUCACCAGUUAAAGCUGCUUCAUAUUAUUUUCAUAGUGAUAAUUCACAAUCAAAUGAACAUGGUCAAUUACAACAUGAUUUAAGUUUCCAAGAUGAAAAUUUUAAAUCUGGUCAUAUGAAUUUGGAUCCUGAAAUUUCUCAACAAUUUUUAUAUUCAGAUGAUAAUCAAGAUUCUUCAAAUUUUAUUGUACCAGUUUCUCAAAAUGAUUCAAAUUCUCACUUAUUACAAUAUCCUCCAAGAUUUGAUCAACAUCAACAUCAACAAGGGAAUAACACUUUACAACCACCAAUUCCAACUCAUCAUCAUCAACAACAGCAGCAGCAGCAGCAACAACAUCAACAGGGGCCUUUGAUGCAUUCUUUCCAACAUAAUCCAAAUUCUUCAUCAAUACAAUCAAAUUUAUACCCACCAAUGGAAUUUUUACCAAAUAGUCAUUCUAAUAAUAGUAUAAAUCAAAUUCCUGAAUCUACUUCAACAAAUACUUUAAGCUCUUAUGAUUCAGUUCCAUUAUUAACAUCAUCAUUAAUUUCAUCUUCAGUAUCAGAUAAUUCUAUUGCAUCACCAAUUUCUUUCCAACAUAAUUCCGCAGUUACUCCACGUCGUCCAAAUAGACGUCCUUCAUUUUCUGUUACUCCAUUACCUUCAAUUUAUCAAACACCUGCCCAAUUAACAGCUAGUGGUUCAGCAAAUAAUUUGAAUAAUUUGACUUUUACAAAUGGUUCAAUAACUUCACCAAUUGCCCUAAAAACAGGCGGUGGUGUUACUCCAACUACAGCUUCAAGACGUCCAAGACAUAGAAGAACAAGAUCAAGAUUAUCAUUAGAUGCAAACGGAGCUGCUUCUAUAGUGACUAUAAAUCCAUCAAAUUCUUUAAAUAAUAUAAAAUCACCAGCUAAUUUUGCUUUACAAAAUCAAAGUGGUUCACAAAGUGCAGGUGGUUUAUCAAAUAAUAGUGGUACAAAUCCAUUUUAUACACCUCCAGCUUUCUUAUCACCUCAUCAAGGUUCACCUGCAACAACACCAUUAGCAACACCAUCAAUUGAAAAGAAAAGAUCUCAAUCAAAUUUUGAAUCAAUUUCUCCUUCAAUGUUGAUGAAUUCUGGAUUAAUUCCACAAAAUAAUUCAAUGAUGAAACAUCAAGAAUCUUCAUCUAAUGAAAAAAAUGAUGAAAAUGAUGAUACUGUAUUUAUGGCUGCUGCUGAUUUAACUAUGAAAUUAGCUUCAAAAUUAGCAAAUCAAUCAUCAGAUCCUCAAAAAUUCUUGGUCGAUCCAUUAAAUUCUGAUAUUAAUCAAUUUAAUAUUGAUCAAACUCCAAAAAUUCCAUAUGUUCAACAACAACAACAACAACAACAACAAAGUCAUCAAUCACAACAACAACAUCACCAUGGAAUUUUAGGUUCUUCAUUUGAUUCAAAACCAAACAUUUCAAGAUCUCAAUCAUCAAUAAAUUUAGCUUCAAUUGCAUCUUCAUCAUCAUCAUCAACAGAAAAACCUCAUACAACAACAAAUCCAAAUGAUCCAUAUCAAGUUAAACAUUAUGAUAUUUUACAACCACGUAAAAAAAUUCAAAAAUCAAAUUCAACAACAAAUAUAAAUGAUUCACUUAAUGGUAAAAAACCUAAAAAAGUUCAUGCUUGUCCUCUUUGUGCUGCAGUUUUCCAAAGACCUGAGCAUGUUAAAAGACAUAUGAGAUCUCAUUCAAGUGAAAAACCUUAUGUUUGUGAUGAACCAGGUUGUGGGAAAAGAUUUAAUAGAGGUGAUAAUUUAAAAGCUCAUCUGAGAAAAAUUCAUCAACGUCCAAUUUGA
Molecule: messenger RNA, 1875 nt
Organism: Hansenula ciferrii
Lineage: Eukaryota; Fungi; Ascomycota; Saccharomycetes; Phaffomycetales; Wickerhamomycetaceae
Product: C2H2-type zinc finger protein
Exons: 1
Coding region: 1-1875 (624 amino acids)
Biological process (GO): regulation of transcription by RNA polymerase II
Molecular function (GO): DNA-binding transcription factor activity, RNA polymerase II-specific; RNA polymerase II cis-regulatory region sequence-specific DNA binding
Source: RefSeq, a predicted model, not a curated record